AUGGAUAGCGCUAUCCUUGGUGAACUUGAGCUCGAGUUUGCGCCCAAUCAGAACUUUGAAAAUGUGGUUCGGCUAGGAAAGGAGGAACUGCUGCGUUUCUACAAGGAGAGUGAUUGUUCAAUGCUACCUUGUGGGAAAGCUGAGAAGGUUAAGCACAGAGCGCUGGACCCCAACACGCGUCUUUUGUCGCUGGAUGUUGGUGGAUCAGUUUUGAAAAUGGCCAUUGUUUCACCGACGGUUUUUGAUGUCGUUUUCUCGAGAACAAAACCUCUCUCCGCCGGCACAGUAGACGAAUCCUUUUUUGCUAACAUUGCUGAAUGGAGUUGCGUACAAGCGAGGAAAUAUGCUGAGGAGAAUUGUAUACCAGAAAAGGAUUUGUCAUUUUUGGUGGGUGUGACUUUCAGCUUUCCGUUGACUCCAAACAACGAGCUGAUCACCAUGAGCAAGGGAUUCGAUAUCGCUACAGAAUUGAAAGGUGUAAACUUAUUACAAUUAUUGCGCCGACAGUUCAGCAACAUUCAAAUGGAUUGUGCCUUUAGUGUUCGUGGGAUCAUCAACGAUAGUGUAGCCGUUUAUCUCACGAAUAGCGCUUAUGGCGCGGGAGACGAUUUCACUUUGAUCGUCGGCACGGGCACCAACGCCUGUCUUUCUUUGAAUAGCGCUGACGAAAGCAUACUCAUUAACGCUGAACUUGGGUUCCUCGGGAAGGACUUCAUACGUUUCUCGAAAUUCGAUCUUUUUGACAGCACUGCUGGUCCGAACCUACCACUUGAGCGCGUAACUGCCGGGAAAUGCGUUCCUCAAGUGUUGAAAAGAGUCUUGGAUUAUUACAAGGUCCCAGUAAGCUCCCAUUGCGAGUUCAAUGGCAAGCUUCUGAGCAACAUAUUAGAGGAGAAGGACUGUCAUUAUUUCGGUACGCGGUACGCCUUAGUCAAGGAAAUCACCAAAAUUCUGUUGCGCCGCGCUUCUUUCUAUCUUUCUGCGGCGUUAAUGAGCAUAGCUCAUCUUACGGGUAAAGCAAAUCUGUCGAAGGUUAGAGUAGGGUUUGUGGGGUCUUUUUUGGCGAACAUUACCUUCUACCAGGAAAUGACUCAAAAGUUUGCUGGUGGGAAGAUACAGCUUCAUUAUUUAAGGGCAAGUCACUUGAAAGGAGCUGCUAUCCAUACUUACAAUUCGCUGUGA
This is a messenger RNA of Lachancea mirantina, 1182 nucleotides long. Lineage: Eukaryota; Fungi; Ascomycota; Saccharomycetes; Saccharomycetales; Saccharomycetaceae. The record is from the annotation of a GenBank genome assembly.